GUGUGUUACUAGACAUCCAGCAGCACUUUGGAGUCAAAGACAGUGGGGCUGGCUUAUUACAGACAGUUUUCAUCUGUAGUUUCAUGGUUGCAGCGCCUAUCUUUGGUUACCUUGGUGACCGUUUCAACAGAAAGAUCAUUCUCAGCUGUGGGAUCUUCUUUUGGUCAGCUGUCACUUUUUCAAGCUCCUUCAUCACUGAACAGUAUUUCUGGCUUCUUGUGCUCUCACGAGGUUUGGUUGGCAUCGGUGAAGCAAGUUACUCCACUAUUGCACCAACCAUCAUAGGAGACCUUUUCACCAAAAACACAAGGACCCUUAUGCUGUCUGUUUUCUACUUUGCAAUUCCUCUUGGCAGUGGCUUGGGAUACAUCACUGGGUCAAGUGUGAAGCAGGUUGCUGGAGACUGGCACUGGGCGUUGCGGGUAUCUCCACUCCUGGGAAUGAUAACAGGGACACUCAUCUUGAUAUUUGUACCUGCUGCUAAAAGAGGAAAUGUUGAACAACUUGGGGGACAGCUGAAGGCUCGGACCUCAUGGCUGAGAGACAUGAAAGCACUGAUUAGAAACCGCAGCUACGUGUUCUCAUCGUUGGCCACCUCAGCUGUCUCCUUUGCCACAGGGGCGCUUGGCAUGUGGAUCCCGCUCUACCUUCACAGAGCACAGGUCGUGCAGAAGACAGCAGAGACCUGCAGUUCACAGCCCUGCAGCACCAAAGAUAGCUUGAUCUUCGGAGCAAUCACAUGCUUCACUGGUUUCCUGGGUGUAAUCACAGGGGCUGGGGCAACCAAAUGGUGUCGGUUAAAAACCCAGCGAGCUGAUCCUCUUGUCUGUGCUGUUGGCAUGCUAGGAUCGGCCAUAUUCAUCUGUCUGAUCUUCGUUGCUGCCAAGAGCAGCAUUGUGGGAGCCUAUAUUUGCAUUUUUAUCGGAGAAACUCUUCUGUUUUCAAACUGGGCUAUCACAGCAGACAUACUAAUGUACGUGGUCAUUCCAACGCGCCGUGCAACCGCAGUGGCCUUGCAGAGUUUCACUUCACACCUCCUGGGAGAUGCUGGCAGUCCUUAUCUGAUUGGAUUUAUCUCAGACCUGAUACGACAAAGCACAAAGGAGUCCCCAGUCUGGGAGUUCCUCAGCUUGGGGUACGCACUCAUGCUCUGCCCGUUUGUCGUUGUCCUAGGAGGGAUGUUUUUCCUGGCCACAGCCCUCUUCUUCCUAAGUGACCGAGCCAAAGCUGAACAACAUAAAGAAACCGAUUCGGACCACCUCACGGUUGGCAACUACAGUAAUUCAGAAGACGCUUCCACAUGA
Molecule: messenger RNA, 1304 nt
Organism: Fulmarus glacialis (Northern fulmar)
Lineage: Eukaryota; Metazoa; Chordata; Aves; Procellariiformes; Procellariidae
Gene: SPNS2
Product: spinster homolog 2 (Drosophila)
Exons: 11
Biological process (GO): lipid transport; transmembrane transport; sphingosine-1-phosphate receptor signaling pathway
Cellular component (GO): membrane
Molecular function (GO): transmembrane transporter activity; sphingolipid intramembrane carrier activity
Source: RefSeq, a predicted model, not a curated record